Molecule: messenger RNA, 423 nt
Organism: Dromiciops gliroides (monito del monte)
Lineage: Eukaryota; Metazoa; Chordata; Mammalia; Microbiotheria; Microbiotheriidae
Product: histone H3-like centromeric protein A
Cellular component (GO): nucleosome
Molecular function (GO): DNA binding; protein heterodimerization activity; structural constituent of chromatin
Source: RefSeq, a predicted model, not a curated record
AUGAAACCGGUUCGCCGCAAAACCACCCCAAAGAAGCUCCCUAGGACCCCGUCUCGGCCCCGCGUCUCCACCUCCACCACACCCCCCGCAGGCUCUUCUCAUCGCCAUCGCUUUCCCGGUAGACGAGGCCAAGGAAUUCUUAGGGAGAUCCACAAGCUACAGAAAAGCACAAACCUGCUGAUCAGUAAGGCACCCUUUGGUCGACUAGUUAGAGAAAUAUGCCUCAGAUAUACUCGAGGAGUGGACUAUUAUUGGCAAACUCUGGCCCUACUGGCCCUACAGGAGGCAGCAGAAGCAUUUAUAACUCAUUUAUUUGAAGAUGCCUAUCUCCUCUCCAUACAUGCCCGGAGGGUAACCCUGUAUCCCAAAGAUUUCAUUCAACUGCCCAGAAGGAUCCGAGGUUUACAGGAAGGACCAGGCUAA